GUGAGAGUCAGCAUUUCUCCUGCCGAUGAAGCCGUGCCUUUCCCCUCUCAUUUCGGUGUAGGCUGCAACGAUGCCAAGGGAGGAGACAGGAGAUGGCUUGUUUACAGUAUAUGCCGCUGCGGCCGUCCUUGCGCUGCUGAGCGAGGAAUGUUGUGAAUGAGUGAGGCGGCAGGGCAGCUGAGUGAGACUAACAAGUGGUUGCCAUGCAGCCGCAGCGUGUGCGUUGCUAUAGGGAGGGAUAGCGAUAGAGAAAGAGAAUGAUAAUGAGCAGGAGGCAGCACGAGGAUGAGCAGCAGCAUCCCUUGAGAAGAGACGCAUCCCGGCAUCCCCUCCUCAGAGCUCCUCUCUUGCCGUCUUCCUUUUUAGAUGUUUUUGUUUGUUUGUUUUGGUGAGACACGAGCCUGCAACAUGCUAAUAGUGGACGCUUUCAUGGAUGUAUUUGCGCAGCGUCUGGGAGGGUGGACCUCUGCAGAAGAUGCGCUAUCAACAGGUCUGUGAAUGGCACCAUCAUGACGGUAAGACGCCUGCUUUUCCACCUCGAGACGUUCACCUGCAAGUGCAGUCUCUCUCUCUCUCGCUUUCUCACUCGCUCGCCAUGCAUACCUGAAUGCUACUAAUCACCCGACUUUCCUCUCCUGUGUCUCUCAGUGCAUUCCACCAUCUAUCCCAUCGUCUUGAGCCACCUGCUGCUGCUGCUGCUGCUUUACAAAAAGAUUGUGGCCAAAAUAAUGACGGAGGCAGACUUGCAUUUGCAAAUGUGUGCAUUCUCUGUUUCAUGCCGAAUGGAAUUAUCACCGUCUGGCAGACAUAUGCUCCUAUGCAACAGGUCGAAAGCCAUUCUGUUUCCUGAAACUAACGUACAGCGCACAACGGCAUGCCUUAAUCCAAUGUAUUGAACAUUUUCAUUCUUAUAGCUUCGCAUGUGUUUAAUAUUUGACGAUGAGCACUGCGACACACUUGGAUUCUAACUCAGCCCGAAGCUUUGUGGUCCUGCUUUAGGAUACGAUGUCCUCCUAUUGCUGACUUCACGUACGCCCGCCCCACCUUGGAUGUUUGCUUUAUCUUCAUCUCUGCCACAUUGUGCCAAAAUGGAGAGAUCCAAGUUUAUUUCUUAGCAUAAGAGAAAGAAGCUAUUUAUAGAUUCCUUCACCCUUCAUGAGUCACGGUAACAUGCAACCAGUGACCCAGUCCGAGGAGAGAUGAGGCACCUAGAUGUUGAUUUACAAUGUGCAGCGUCCACUACAACCACUCCCUGGCUGCCAUGAGCGGAAACGACAUGACGGCGCACUCUCUCACUCUGGAACAGAAGACGGCGUUCGCCUUCGUGGGGAUGCUACUAGUGUUCCUAGGACUGCUGAUUGUGAGGUGUUUCAGGAUCCUGCUGGACCCCUACAGCAGCAUGCCGUCCUCCAACUGGGCAGAUGGCAUCGAGGGGCUGGAGAAAGGGACGUUUGAGUAUGCUCUGACUUAACACAGGGGAACAGACAUCCGUAGAUGUCCUCUCCUCACGAACCUUGAUUACUUUGGGCUUUCAUAUGCAUUCAGUCGAUCGCCGAGGGAACACACGCGCACACACGCACACACACACACAGGUCACUGUUGCUUACCUGACUAGUUGCAAAGGCACAUUUCAAUCAAGUGUAACUGGGGAAUUUUGUGAAUAGUCAAAGUUGGACACUUUCCAUGGGAAUCUAAUAAGCAGUGAGUAGAAGUUAAUUUCUGGGUUAACAUUUUACUGCAAAAUGCACGCAUGACACAGAGUGCAAGUUAGAAAUUGAGCGUUGGUUGUUUUAACCAACAUGAUGUUCUUUUUUUUUUUUUACUUAGAGUACAUUCUCAACAAACCAACAAUUUGGCAAACUUUACAUUCUGUCUGUUCAUUCCCAUCGAACGUUUCCAGGAUUUUGGCCCCGUUGAAACAUGUCUCUGAUGGCCCAAACAGGGGACUGAAGCUCCAGUACGUACGUUGCUCAUCGUCAGCAGCAUUGACUGCUUUCUACUGCGUCUGCGUGUUGUUGUGGGAGUGAGCGCGAGGCAAACGCUGCGUCAUAUUCUCAUUCGGCUCAUCAAAUGGCACGGAAAUGGCCGAAGCUCCCUUUAACCCUCGCCUGAAGGCCGCGUCAUUCGGCAGACGGAUGGACGCGCGAGUAUUAUUGCGAUGUAGACUCAGGGACAAGUUUCCUAAAGUGAACUCUGAAUGGCAAAAGGGAUUACACAUCUGCACGGCAGAGUCCUCCUGCACAAGAAGGCGUGCGAUUGGAUACAGGGUAAUGAUGUGAAAUUGGCGCGGAGUGCGCGGGCCGUUCAAAUCCAAUCUCUCGGUGAAUCAAAGACAUGCUCCUGCUGCUGUCGCGUACAAAUCUGUUCGGGAAGUCAUCUGAGGGACGACAAAGCCAUUUGUAUUACGGUGUUACUGUUUCUUAAUGAUGCAAAACCAUCAUUCAGAGUUUGUACUGCUGCUGUUGCCGCUGAAUGAUGGCUUACUGUUUGUUGCCAAAGUCUGAGCGAAGGAAACACGUUUACUCUCCAUUUCAUCAGGCCGGAAUGACAAAUGAUGAAGAAUGUCUGUCAAGAAUCCUGUCCAAAGGAUGGCUGAUGGAGCCGAUGGAGCAAAAUAAGGAUUACGAACGAGAAAGGACUCUCUCUCUCUCUCUCGUUCUCUCUAUCCUUUAGUGCUGCCAGACUCUCACUACCUGUCUGCACAGGAGAAGGUCACAUUGGAAAUGGACAUUCAUUAGCACUGUGGAGGAAGUCGUUGCCUUUCUCUCAAUCACCCUCACUUCACCCUCGAGACAACAGAAGACUGGACAGUCACGUUGCAAACUGGGCAAGGUUUUGAGCUUUUCCUUUGCAAACCGCUCCAGUUUUCCCCCGUAGUGCUUUGAAUCUGCCUUACUGCGACCUUUGAUGGGUUUAUGUGCCUUCAUCAAGAAACAUUACAGCUCGUGUAUGUUGUGUUGUGUGGGCGUGCGUGACAUAUCACGAUUGACACAUAUGCGGACCUGUUGCCUGCGCGGCUGGCGGUACAGCUUUCUUGAUGGCGUUUGACUCGAUGAUGUUAAAUAAAGUGCGAAUUUGAA
Phyllopteryx taeniolatus (common seadragon) is the source of this 3080-nucleotide messenger RNA. It is a transcript of the gene ctxn2, whose product is annotated as cortexin 2. The transcript is spliced from 2 exons. The record is from RefSeq and is a predicted model, not a curated record. Bases 1226 to 1471 code for a protein of 81 amino acids. Lineage: Eukaryota; Metazoa; Chordata; Actinopteri; Syngnathiformes; Syngnathidae.